This is a messenger RNA of Ochotona curzoniae (black-lipped pika), 3185 nucleotides long. It is a transcript of the gene INTU, whose product is annotated as inturned planar cell polarity protein. The record is from RefSeq and is a predicted model, not a curated record. Gene Ontology annotation, molecular function: protein binding. Gene Ontology annotation, cellular component: cytoplasm; cilium. NCBI's taxonomy places the organism in Eukaryota, Metazoa, Chordata, Mammalia, Lagomorpha, Ochotonidae. The transcript is spliced from 16 exons. The coding region runs from base 52 to 2886 and encodes 944 amino acids. Gene Ontology annotation, biological process: vesicle-mediated transport; nervous system development; cilium assembly.
CAGCCACUGUGAGGUUUGAUUUUUUCACCUGGUAGCUGCUGCAAGCAGACCAUGGCGUCUGCAGCUCUGUGCGACUUGCCUCAGAACCCGGAAGAACUCCCUGGGGAACCGUCAUCUCAAGAAGAAGAUGAGGAUUGUGAUUCUGAAGAUCCAGUCAGCGACUCGGCUUCCUACUCUUCAGCGGGUAGCCACUCUGAUGAUCUUGAACCUGAGUGGCUUGACAGUGUGCAGAAAAAUGGGGAGCUGUUUUAUUUGGAACUGAGUGAGGAUGAGGAAGAAACCCUCCUUCCUGAAUCACCGACAGUGAACCACGUGCGAUUCAGUGAAAAUGAGAUCAUUAUUGAAGAGGAUGAUUACAAAGAAAGAAAAAAGUACGAACCCAAACUCAAGCGGUUUACCAAAAUCCUGAAGAGUAAAAGGCUUUUACCCAAGCGUUACAAUAAAAAGAACAGCAAAGACAAUGGGCCAGUGUCCAUCCUCAAGCAUCAGUCUAAUCAGAAGACAGGAGUCGUGGUCCAGCAGCAGUACAAGGAUGUGAAUGUGUACGUCAACCCCAGAAAGCUGACUGUCGUCAAAGCCAAAGAGCAGCUCAAACUGCUGGAAGUGCUCCUUGGGAUCAUCCAUCAGACCAAACGGAGCUGGAGAAAGACUGGGAAACAGAGCGAGGCAGAGAAGCUGGCAGUACAUGGCCUGCUGCCAGGAGGAGCUGCCAUCAAGAGCGGGCAGGUGCUGAUUGGUGAUGUCCUUGUUGCUGUGAAUGAUGUUGACGUCACCUCUGAAAACAUAGAGAGAGUUCUGUCUUGCAUUCCUGGACCCAUGCAGGUGAAACUAACGUUUGAAAACGCCUAUGCUGUGAAGAAGGAAACUGCCCAGCCAAGAGAGAAAAAGGCACAGUCAAACACAAAUGAUUUAGUGCAGCUUCUGUGGGGAGAUGCGGCUGACAGUGCCCAGCAGGAGGUCCUGAACACCCCGCAUAUCGUUAUGUAUCUCACACUUCAACUAGACUCAGAGGCAUCUAAGGAAGAGCAAGAGAUUCUUUAUUAUUAUCCAAUGUCGGAAGCAUCUCAGAAACUUAAAAGUGUAAGAGGAAUUUUUCUCACUCUCUCUGACAUGUUGGAAAAUGUAACUGGAACACAAGUUACAAGCUCAUCUCUCCUUCUAAAUGUGAAACAACAAGUUCAUGUAGCUUAUUGGAAAGAAUCUGACAAGUUGUUGUUAAUUGGCCUGCCUGCCGAAGAUGUUCCGCUUCCUCGGCUAAGGAACCUGAUGGAAGAUGUCACCCGAACCUUGAAGUUUAUGUAUGGAUCGUUAGAUGGUGCCUUUUGCCAGACUGAGAAUGUUCCUCGCUUGGAUCAUUUUUUUAGUUUGUUCUUUCAAAGAACACUUCAGCCUGCUAAACUACAUUCCAUCCCUGGUUCCAGUGCCCAGCAAUAUGACGCCUCCAGUGCCAUACUUUUAGACAAUCUGCCUGGAGUUCGAUGGCUCACACUUCCACAGGAAAUCAAGGUGGAAUUAGACACAGCAUUGAGUGACUUAGAGGCUGCAGAUUUUGCAGAACUGUCUGAGGAUUACUAUGACAUGAGGAGGCUGUAUACAAUUUUGGGAUCUUCUUUAUUUUACAAGGGUUAUUUGAUAUGCAGUCAUUUGCCUAAGGAUGAUCUUAUUGAUAUUGCUGUAUAUUGUCGCCACUAUUGCCUGCUGCCUUUAGCAGCAAAACAGAGAAUUGGUCAGUUGAUAAUAUGGAGAGAAGUGUUUCCUCAGUAUCACCUCCACCCUCCUGCAGACUCCAACACUGAAGUCUUUCAGGAACCUGAAGGGAGAUAUUUUUUGCUCAUCAUUGGCUUGAAACAUUAUAUGUUGUGUGUGCUAUUAGAAGCAGGAGGCUGUGCAUCCAAAGCUAUUGGGAACCCUGGACCAGACUGUAUAUAUGUGGAUCAGGUCAAAACAACCCUUCAGCAGCUGCAAGGAGUCGAUUUGCGCAUCGAGGAACAGCUGCUGUCUUCUUCAGGACCCUGCUUGUCUUGCGCUGACUGGUUCCUCGCCGGAUCUGGUGAAAAAACAGACACUUUGACCACUUCACCUAUCCUCAGUAGGUUACCGGUUUCUUCUAAAGUCUCAACCUCUCCAACCUGCAGAAGAUCCCUGUUUGGUGACUAUUCGUUAAAGACACGCAAGCCCAGUCCUCCCCGAAGCAGUGGACGACCUGACGAUGGUUGUGAAGAUGGAGAAAGUACUGGCAUUAGCCCUCAUACCACACCAGAUGCAGUGCGGAAGCAAAGGGAGUGUCAAGGCUCUGAUGGCUCAGAAGAAAGUGGGGUCUUGCUUAAGAUCACUAAGAAAAAGUCUACUCUUCCAAAUCCACUUUCUUUGGGAAACAUGAGAAAGGAUCUUUCCAAAAAGGAAUUGGAACUACAUAACACAAUGAAAUUGACAUCUGGUCCUGAGAAUACACUUUUCCACUAUGUUGCCUUAGAAACAGUGCAAGGAAUCUUUAUUACUCCUACCCACGAAGAGGUGGCACAGCUAAGUGGUUCUAUCCAUCCUCAGCUAAUCAAGAAUUUCCAUCAGUGUUGUCUUUCCAUUCGUGCCAUUUUCCAACAGACAAUGGUGAAAGAGAAAAAGAAACCCCUAGAUGAUGGAGAUCACUCAGCCUCUGCGUACUCAGUGUCUUCUCUUAACCCUGUGAAAGAGCAUGGUGUGUUGUUUGAAUACUCACCUGAAAACUGGACUGAUCAGAAAAAAGCACCUCCAGUUAUGUCUUACUGGGUAGUAGGGAGACUGUUUCUUCAUCCAAAACCUCAAGAACUGUACGUCUGUUUUCAUGACUCGGUCAAGGAAAUUGCCGUUGAAAUGGCAUUUAAAUUAUUCUUUGGAUUAACCUUGUAAUUGUUUUCUUAGUUCAUGGCAGCCCAUGCGAGCAUCAGUGUCAUAACUGAAAUAGCAGAGAGAUGCAGUUUUGCUUAUUAUUGUUCAAUACUGAACACAGUGUUGUUAAAUAUUUAGAUGAAAUGCUGUUUGAUUUCAUAAAUCUUGUAUACUAUUAUGAGACUUUUGGGAAAAUAUUUGAUUGAUAUAUGAAAAGGGAUAGUUAACUUAUUUCCAUGUGGGUAUAUAAUGUUAAUUUAUUGACUAAUUUGAAAUAAUGUGAAGUGUUUUAUAUAAAAGUAAUAUAGGAAAUGUUUAUU